Bombina bombina (fire-bellied toad) is the source of this 1260-nucleotide messenger RNA. Its product is annotated as olfactory receptor 5V1-like. Gene Ontology annotation, cellular component: membrane. The record is from RefSeq and is a predicted model, not a curated record. The coding region runs from base 1 to 1260 and encodes 419 amino acids. Gene Ontology annotation, biological process: G protein-coupled receptor signaling pathway. The transcript is spliced from 4 exons. NCBI's taxonomy places the organism in Eukaryota, Metazoa, Chordata, Amphibia, Anura, Bombinatoridae. Gene Ontology annotation, molecular function: G protein-coupled receptor activity; olfactory receptor activity.
AUGGUCAGAAAAAAUUUCACAGAGGUAGAUUUCACCCUGGCUGGACUUUCAUAUAAUCACACCAUUCAAUCUUUUCUAUUUCUAAUAUUCUUACUCUUGUACUUGAUGUCACUUGGAGGAAACAUAACCAUAACUACAACCAUAUGGAUGAACCAGCAGCUACACAAACCUAUGUAUUUUUUCCUUGGAAAUCUUUCUUUCUUAGACGUUUGCUACUCUUCAGUGACUGUCCCCAAAAUGUUGGUGUCUUUACAUGGUGGGAAUAACGAGAUCUCAUACAGAGGUUGCAUGACUCAACUCUAUUUCUAUGUUUCUUGCUGUAGCACAGAGUGUUUGCUUCUCUCCAUAAUGGGCUUUGAUAGAUACGUUGCUAUCUGUAAUCCCAUGCAUUAUUCAACUAUCAUGAGCAAGAGAACCUGCCUUCAACUGGCCAUAAGUCUCUGGCUUACUGGCUUCAUCACCUCUAUAGUACACACAGUAUUCACUGCUCGGUUACCGUAUUGUGGCUCACACAUGAUUUCUCAUUUCUUUUGUGACAUCCCACCUAUGCUGAAGCUUGCAUGCUCUGACACAUUUCUAAAUCAAAUUCUUAUUCUCACAGCUGGAGGCUUUCUUGGACUCAGCUCCUUUGUGCUGACACUAGUUUCCUAUAUUCAAAUAAUAUCCUCCAUUCUUAAAAUACGCACAAAAGUAGGAAGAAGCAGAGCAUUCUCAACAUGUGCUUCCCAUCUAACUGUGGUUAUUCUUUUCUUUGGAAGUAUAAGCUUUAUGUACAUGAGACCAACUUCCAGCUACUCACUGGAUCAGGAUCAAAUAGUGUCACUUUUGUAUGCAGUGGUCACUCCUGCUUUAAACCCCAUCAUAUAUACAUUAAGAAACAAGGAGGUCAAAGCAGCUUUGAAAAAGACUAUUACUAGAACUAAAAGUUAUGCUGAAUAUCAUGGAAGCCUGAGCUUUAUUGGACCAAUCCUUGACAUACCAGGGCCUCUACAUCCUCUUGAGGAUCACUUCGCUGGGAAACUCUUAAAUGAAGAGCAUUUCUCCGAACCAGGGGAGUUGCCACGGCAGAUGCAGCUUCAUGUCUUUACAAUAUUUCAAGGGAGCUCAGCAGCAGAGGAUUUGCUCAGCUGUCCAUACUAUUGCCUGAAAACCCUCAGAUUUCGAAAACUACGAGAUUUCUUGAAUAGAUUCCUGGACCUGCAUCCAAUUUUUAUCCCAGAUGAUCUGGAAUUGGUUAAAUCUCCUAUCAGCUCUACUUAA